Molecule: messenger RNA, 516 nt
Organism: Tetranychus urticae (two-spotted spider mite)
Lineage: Eukaryota; Metazoa; Arthropoda; Arachnida; Trombidiformes; Tetranychidae
Product: DNA-directed RNA polymerases I, II, and III subunit RPABC3
Biological process (GO): DNA-templated transcription
Cellular component (GO): RNA polymerase I complex; RNA polymerase II, core complex; RNA polymerase III complex
Source: RefSeq, a predicted model, not a curated record
AUGGAUAAUAAUGUUUUUUUCAAAGAAGUAUUUGAUGUUUUAGAUGUAAAUUGUGAUACCUCUGUAGCUGAAAAUGUCAAUAGGAUCCACUGUGAAGGAAUUGAAACUCAAACCGAUCUCUUACUGGAUUUGUAUUCACCUGUUUUCAACGUUAAAAAAGGUGAAAAAAUAAAUGUGUUAUUGGUGAAAGAGAUUCAGAGCGGUAAAAGAAAACUUGAAAACGACGACUCAGAUAUGGAAGUUUAUGAUGCAAAUGGACAAUCAUCUACAGUUGAUCCGCUAGAUACUUCAUCGAUUCUAAAUGAAUAUAGUAAAUUCAAGUAUAUAAUGCAUGGAAAGAUUUACAAAAUUGAAAACAAAAUGAUUUCAACUAAUGAACCAAUCAUUGCAGUUUAUGCUUCUUUUGGUGGACUCUUGUUUCGUCUUCAAACAAGUCUUGAGAAUCAUUCAGACUGGCAUAUUGACCGUAAUCUAUACCUUCUCAUCAGACGUGAAAAGAAGAAAUCAUCUGAAUAA